AAGUUUCUGACUUCUGAGAAUCUCAAAGACACAGAGUGUCCUUUAAAUGUAAAAACAAAUAAACAAAGACUGUUUCUUUGAAGGCCAUGGAGAAGAAGGACCACAGAGUUGCUUGCGCCACCGGUCAACAACCAGAGGCAAAUGACAUUUUGAGCAAGGAGGACCAAAGCCAGCCCAAUGUGACACUUUUUACAGAGAGUACAAAAACUGAUGGUCCUUCAAACGGCAAUGCACCGUCCCUAAAUCACCAAUACCCAUCAACUCUUCAAUGGCCGUACACGCCUCAGCAUGGAGUGGAACAAUCCCCUUUCGUGCCUAGACCCUUUAUUGCAACUCAAGCGCCGUUGCCUGGAGUUAUAAACCAAUGGCCACAAUUUCCACAUCUACAACAGAAUGCCUCUAAUCAUCAGGUCCCACAAGGCCUGCCACCAAGCAAUUAUUCCCAAUCAGCUGCUCCCUUAUGGCUACCCCAGCGAGCUGGUUACACGUUGCCUGGAUUGAAUGCACCGGCAACUUUUCCGUCAUUCAUUGCUUUCGGAGCUACUGAUACUAAUUGGCAAACUCCUGCAGCUGUUGGAGGUGGAACUUCAACAACAAAUCAAGCUCAAGUUCCUAAUUUCUGUUACCCUGUUGGGUACCCAUAUCCGGGCUUUCCAGGUCCUUGUGAUCCAUCUUGGUGGGGUCAGGGUCAGGGUCAGGGUCAGGCACAACAGCCUCUAUGCACAUAUGCUUUUCCAGGAGGCUACUUUACUUCACCACCUGCAUUACCGCCUAGUUGCACCACACCCCUUGGACAAUCCUUUCAAAAAGGAAUUAUCAGGCCACCAACUAAACUUUCUCAGAAGCACCAGCAACUUUGGGAUGCUCAAUCUGCAGAAAAUGUCCAGCUAUGGAAUGUAAUUAAUCACUUGCAAUCAGAAAUAAUGGAUUACAAAAAUAGCUUGGUGAGGCUUGAAGCAGAAGUGUCUUCUCUGAAACUGGCAGCAGAAGUGCCUUCUCUGAAACCGGCAGCGGAAGAGCCCACUGCUCAAGUUAGUGGGGCUGUUUUAUCUGGACAACCAUCAAAAAGAGGAAGACCAAAGAGGUCAGUUGCUUCAGUUGACGCAUUACCUUCUCCUGGCGAGUCUCAUCGCCGAACUCGAGGUAGAAGACCUGCAGCAUGCAAGAUUCAUCAGUUUGAGAUGAAACCACAUGUUUUUGAGAAGGUUAUCCUCAACAAGGUAGAAAAUAAAGAGAAAGCAUAUCACUCCACAGCUGCUGCAGAGCAGGGAAACAAUAUCUCAAAUGUUGUCGCACAUUCUGGUGGCAGCUUGGAGGUUAACGGAAGCAAUUCAGUCAUGCCUGAAUUCCACUAUCAAUGUCAGCAGGACCUUCCCAAUGUCCAAAUGUAUGGAAUUGGGCAUACUGCCUCUUCAGAAAUGAAAGGUAAUGAUGACAAGGGUAACUACUUAAGAACUAACAACUCCAUCACUUCUCAGCAAACUAAUGGGACAAGCACCAAAACCAAUUUGGCCCUUCAUAUGGGUGCCAUUGGUACUGCAAGUAUUGGGUGGCCUUCUAGCAUUUCCUCCGAACCUGAUAGAAAUGAGGUAAAUAUAGGCUCCCAGGGUUUCUACAACAGUGGUAGUGUUAUCAGAAGAGGAGGAAAGAUCAUUCCUGGAUGGAGCUUCGUAAGUGAAGAGGAUGCUUCUGAAAAGCUGGAAGAUGCUGUAUUAGGAUCAGGAAAGGACGACAAUGAUGAAAAUAUGGGAGAUGAUUCCAGCUCAGGAGGAGAAGAAAUUGCUCGAAAAAAAGAUGAGAGUGCCCACAACAUGGAUGGUAGUAGAGAAGGAACUAGCCCUAACUGGUCAUAGAAUUUACUUUCACUUGUCUGCAUCAAGACUUUGUUAUGAUUGACUUUUGAUGUAGUGGACGAUGAUGAAAAAUUCUGCUCAACAGGGCUUGCUUUCUAAGCAGAGAAAUGUUAGCCCAAAUUUUGUAGCUAGGGGAGCAGGAUGAUUUAAUCAUGGAAAAUCUAUAAAACUAGAGAUUGAAGUCUGUCAAAGUAUAUGUGGAGCUCUAUCUAAUUCAGGCAUUCAGUUCUGUUAUGAAACUCCCUGUUGUCUUUCUUCAUCAAUUCUCUAUUACAGGCUAUUCUUUAUUACAGAAAUGCAAUAUAUACA
Messenger RNA from Prunus mume (Japanese apricot), 2162 nucleotides. RefSeq lists its product as uncharacterized. The record is from RefSeq and is a predicted model, not a curated record. Lineage: Eukaryota; Viridiplantae; Streptophyta; Magnoliopsida; Rosales; Rosaceae.